Molecule: messenger RNA, 1611 nt
Organism: Anthostomella pinea
Lineage: Eukaryota; Fungi; Ascomycota; Sordariomycetes; Xylariales; Xylariaceae
Source: the annotation of a GenBank genome assembly
AUGGGGCUGCUCACCCUGAAAGAAGACAGGCCGACGCCCAAGUGCGUCUACAACUGGCGCGUCUACGCCUGCGCAUCCAUCGCAUCCUUCGCCUCGUGUAUGAUCGGGUACGAUUCGGCCUUCAUAGGCACCACCAUCCAUCUCCCGUCGUUCCAGGACGAGUUCGGGUUUGAAAAGCUCACCGCCGGCGAAAAGGCCUCCCUGUCCGCCAACAUCGUGUCGCUGUACCAGGCCGGCGCCUUCUUUGGCAGCUUCUUCGCCUAUGUCUCGACCCAUUACCUCGGCCGGCGCAAGUCGCUCUUCGUCUUCGCCGCCGUCUUCAUCCUCGGCGCGGGUUUGAUGCUUGGUGCCACCGGCGAACGGGGGCUCGGACUCAUCUAUGGCGGCCGCGUGCUAGCUGGUAUCGGUGUAGGCGCCUGUUCGAUGAUCGUGCCUAUCUACAUCUCCGAGCUGUCUCCGCCUGCUGCCCGGGGACAGCUGGUGGGGAUCUAUGAGCUUGGAUGGCAGAUCGGAGGCCUGGUCGGUUUCUGGAUCAACUAUGGCGUCAACACGACACUGGCCCCGAGUCACAGCCAGUGGCUCAUCCCCUUUGCGGUGCAGUUGAUCCCCGCCGGCCUUUUAUUCCUCGGCGCCCUGUGGAUUAGGGAGUCUCCAAGGUGGCUGUUUUUGAAUAACAAGCGAGAAGAGGCCAUGGCAAACCUGUGCUGGAUCCGCAAGCUCGACGUGAACGACCUGUACAUCAUCGAAGAAGUCAAUUACAUCGACGAAGAAUUGGAGCGGUACAGGCGAGAGGUCGGCGCCGGCUUCUGGAAGCCCUUUGCCUCUCUGAAAUCGAAGACGGUCCAGUGGCGUUUCUUCCUGGGAAGCAUGUUCUUUCUCUGGCAGAAUGGUUCCGGCAUCAACGCCAUCAACUAUUACAGCCCUACAGUGUUCUCGAGCUUGGGAAUCACGGGAACCAACACGGGCUUCUUGACGACUGGAAUCUUUGGUGUCGUCAAGACUGUCGUCACUAUAAUUUGGCUCCUGUACCUGAUCGAUCACCUGGGCCGCCGAAAUCUCCUGCUUUUUGGAGCAUUUGGUGGCUCUGUUUGCAUGUGGAUCAUCGGCGCAUACAUCAAGGUUGCCGAUCCCGCGAAGAACCCGACUAAGGAGCUGUCCUCUGGCGGUAUCGCUGCCAUCUUCUUCUUCUACCUGUGGACAGUCUUCUACACGCCGAGCUGGAACGGAACGCCAUGGGUUCUGAACUCGGAGAUGUUCGACCAGAAUACAAGAUCUCUGGGUCAGGCCUCGGCUGCUGCAAGCAAUUGGUUCUGGAACUUCAUCAUCUCUCGCUUCACACCGCAGAUGUUCCUGACGAUGGGCUACGGCGUGUAUUUCUUCUUCGCCUCGCUCAUGCUUCUGUCCGUCGUUUUCGUCUUCUUCCUAGUGCCCGAGACCAAGGGGAUUCCACUGGAGGCUAUGGACAGGCUCUUUGCGGUGAAGCCAGUGCGCAUGGCGCGCGCGCAAAUCAUGGAUGAGCUACAUGCGCAAGACGCCGAGUUCCGGAGGAAUGCGGAGGGGGUCAACCUCUCCGAGGAAAAGAUGCAGUUUGAGCAUAAAGAUGCAGUUUGA